AUGUUGUUUUCAUUGUUUGUUGUAACGUUACUGGUCAAUACGUUUGUGGUAUGUUUUUCUUGUUGUAAUUAGCUUUAAUGUAUUUUAGAACAGCAAAACAAUCACCUGGGACCAUGUAGUGCCAAACUCUCCUCCAAACAAGGGAUACUUUGUGGUGGAAACAAUGCCAAAUAAAGUGGAAAGAACCACUUAUAUGGAAGUAAGUUGUCAGUUGGAUAUAACUCGAUACCUUUUUACUUGGUUGUAAAAAAAGGUUCCAAAAGACAAACACCUACUCUAGGAUUAUUCAAGUGCAAUUUGUAUUACCAACUAAUUACAAAGAUAUACAAUUUUCAUUGUAAUGAUCGUAAAUGUCUUUCCAGGUACACAUUUAUCCAAACGACGUCCGAACCCGAAGUGGAUCCUUCAGCACGUCUUUAAAGACGAAACUCUUCCACGACCUAAAUGGAGUUACCGGGGAUGUUGCUGGCCACAUUUUGGCCAACACUUUUGGUGGUCCAAAUACCGCCACCAAUUUCUUCCCACAAGCACCUUCAGUGAACUCCAAUGUAGGUGCUCGUUUUGCACUAAGUUCGUGGUUUGAAAACGAAAACGACAUGCGCCGAUGGUUGCGCGGUGAUAGCUUAAAGUUUUAUCAAGGCAACAUUAACGGUGUCCGAAGUGUGCUUUAUAAAGUUGGUUUGGAAUAUGCUAGCAGCAAAAGUGGAAGGUGAGUUUUAAUGGGUUUAUACAGUGGAAUUCCUUAUAACGAACUCUUUUAUAACGAAACUCCUUUAUAACGAACAAAUUUCAAGACCCCAAACGAUUUGUUUUACAGAAGUUCCACUGUAUAAAAAAUUGCCAAACAACCAUUCUUGCAAUUUUCUAAAUAAGUCUUUAAUGUUGUUGGUUCCAAAUUAGAAAAAUAUUUAAAAAAUACAGCACUGAUAUAAACUAACGUUUUGUACAUUUUUUAGACCUUCCAAAGUUCAUUUUUCUACAAUCUUCGAAAUAAACGGUCAUAAAAUAACUGAAACGAGCGGUCACUUUGAUAACUCCAAGAAAGAUUCAGGACACGCUCGCAUUGUUUGAAUCAAUUCUAGUAUUAUAAUUCAAUAAACUUUGCAACUACUUUCAUUUGUUUGAUUAUGCUUAUGAAAUUAGUUAAUCAACAACGACGAUUUUUAAGAAUACAGUAGGACCUUUGGAUAACGAAGUUCUUGGGGAAUUUAAAUGUGUUUGUUAUGAAGAAGUUUCAGUAUACUGAAGCUUCAAAUGCACAGUGUAGCGUUGCGAGAUUUAACAUUUUCCCGCUAUAUUAGUUAUACAGAAGUUCCAGUGUACUCGUAACAACUACAUUUAGUUGACCAUCAAUAAUAAAACUACAUUUUUCUAUUUUCUUGUAAAUUGCAAAGAGUACGAACGUAGUGUUUAAACAGCUUUUUGUGUAAGAACACACAGAAGGCUUGAUAAACAAACAUCCUUAUAUAAGCGUAAAAUUUUUUCAAUUUUUACAUUUUUUGUUGUUUUUGCAACAGUAUUAAACUAUAUUUUUUGCCUCACAAGGGGUGGCAAGAGUAGAGUCUCGGACAUAAAAACGAGAAUUAUGUCAUGUGAAAGAGCGUAAAACGAUCAAGAGUUUUGGUAACGACGGCCCUAUGGGCAACUAAAACAACUUGAUCUAACCUUAACUUCCACGCCUUAGGCCUUGCAUCCUAAGUCCGCUACCUUACUUUUGUCAACUUGUUUAAUCUGUCUACAUUAUUUUUAGUGUUGUACAGUCAAAAAAGAAAAGAUGUGAGAUCCAAUUUUUCUUGCAACAAUUUUAACCAAUGUGAUUGUGGUAAGUUUUGUACCUCCAAGCACUAUUUUUUAGGCAAUAAACAGCGUAAUUGUAACUUGGGACAAUGUAGUGCAAAACGCUCCGGAAGCUAAAGGGUACUACAACGUGGAAACAAUGCCAAGUGGAAUAGAAAGAACCACUCAUAUGGAAGUAAGCUGUUCAUAUAACUCGGUGACUUGCUAGCUAAUUACAAAAAAAGUAUCAAAAUACAAACACCUACUACUUUAAUACGUAAGAUCCUGACAAUUACAUUUGCAUUGUCAAAUAAGGUUGCAAGAUUUUCACUAAAAUGAGCGUAUCCUAUUAAUGAAGGCUUUAUUCUUGGGUCGAACUAGAGGUUUGAAACGAUUUUCAUUGUAGGUACAUAUAUACCUUUCGGAUGUGCGAGAACGAAGUGGAUCCUUCAGUCGUACACUAAGAGCCAACCUUUUUGAUGAUCUAGGUGCAGUUGACGGCGAUGUUGCUGGACAUAUUCUAGCUAACACUUUAGGUGGUACAAAUACGGCGAUUAAUUUUUUCCCACAAGCACCUUCAGUCAACUCAAACGUGGAUGCUUGCUUUGCGUUAACGUCUUGGUUUGAAAACGAAAACGACAUUCGUCGGUGGUUGCGCGGCGAUGACUUAAAAUUUUAUCAAGGCAACAUUAACGGUGUCAGAAGUGUGUUAUAUAGGGUCGCUUUAGAAUAUCCAGAUGACAAUAUUGGCAGACCGUCCAAAAUUUACUUUAAGACAUUCUUUCAAAUCAACGGCUAUCAAAUCGCCGAGACCAAAGGAGAGUAUUAUAAUCUAAAGCAAGAUUCGCAUCAGGCUCGAAUCAUCUAA
Messenger RNA from Bursaphelenchus okinawaensis, 2644 nucleotides. Lineage: Eukaryota; Metazoa; Nematoda; Chromadorea; Rhabditida; Aphelenchoididae. The record is from the annotation of a GenBank genome assembly.